AUGGAACACGUGAAAGAACAAGGUGUCUGCCAAACCGUGCUUCAUGUCGAAGUUGCAGUAUUGAGGCUUGAUGAAAAAGGACUGACAAUUGAACACGAACAGAACCGCGCUACGCGUCACAAAAUUCGCAGAGUUCGGUUUUUAUUCGUGCUUUGGGUCGAAGCCAAUGUAGGACAGCUUAAGAUUCAAUACGCGGAGGAGCGGCGCAAAGUCUUGGAGGUCAAGAGGAAAGUAUAUCAGUUACUCGAUCCGGGCACUUCCUCUACUCGUGUACAGGGUUGGGUCCAAUUGCUUCUGGACCGCGCCUAUGGCAAAUCAAAGGCACGAAAGCAUCUCAAGGUAUUUUUGAAUCCGCUUUCCGGCGCUGGUUCCGCCGUGAAAUGGUACUACCAAUUCGCGGUCCCUCUCUUCACCGCAGCACAAUGCCAUGUGGACUUACAAGAAACCCGUUCUUCUGGCCAAGCAAUGGUGUUGACAUAA
Molecule: messenger RNA, 480 nt
Organism: Aspergillus alliaceus
Lineage: Eukaryota; Fungi; Ascomycota; Eurotiomycetes; Eurotiales; Aspergillaceae
Exons: 2
Coding region: 1-480 (159 amino acids)
Biological process (GO): sphingosine biosynthetic process
Cellular component (GO): cytoplasm; membrane; intracellular membrane-bounded organelle
Source: RefSeq, a predicted model, not a curated record